AUGACUCAAGAGGCUCCAUUGGAUCUACAGGUUCCCAGUAAAAAGCUCCGUCUAAAUGAAGAACGAGUCCCUCUUUCUUUUGCUGAGACUAUAGGCCACGAGGGUGCUUUCGCCUGCUCAGCAUUCGAUUCCUUCCCGCCUGCUUCGUGGCGGGCUCGACGUCUUCAGGCCUCUGCCGACCAGGGAAUGCGUGGACUUUCAUCUGCCCCUUAUUCAGCUUUAUCGAAUGGAUUCUGCGAUUCACCCCUUGCACUUAUUCCCCCAAAUAGUGGGUCUCAAGCAGAUUCAAUUUCUGACAUUUCGGCUUCUACAGCCGUCAUCAAGUCUUCUGUUGGACACAAAUGUUGGCAAACGAUGGCUCCUCAAGUUAAUUCUUCUACCUCUGAUCACCAAACCUCCUUGUUAGACCCGAAUCAAAAUAUUUUUGAAAAGGUAGCAUCACCCUGCGGACAAGUAGAGUCAAUUUGGCAAGCGGUUGCCCUCUGCCUUCUCAUUUCACGGUCAGAAGCUAUCAAAAAAGCACUCAGAUCUGACUCUACAGGUCAAGAUCCCAAUUCAGAUAUUUUCAUUCCGAACAAACUAGUCGACUAUUCUUCGGUGAUCUACGACAUUAUUAAUCACCAUCCUAUUCUUUCUGAUUCCUCCUCUCUUCCUAUUACUCUUACUUCUUCUAUCGAUCACUCUCUUCUUCACUCUCCUCUACCACUACAACCGGACUUAUUGUAUCCAACCUCGGUCGAUGGUUCCCAUUCUCAGAAUCUUCAACUACCCAAGGCAGUUCCUGUUUCUAGUCCUUUAUCCGGUCUCGAUCUGACAAAAGAUCCAUUUCCGUGCCCAAACACUAAAGCUGGGCUCAUCUCGACCAAUACUUUAUCACCAGAUGCAUUACUUUAUUUUUUGCGCAAUCAUAACUUUUUAGGCUCUUCUAUAUGCGAGAAGGCUGCCGACGGCUCAAAUCCAGACAUCUGGCCUCCAGAGUUACUAAGUGGAACCUGGCCAUCAUUAACAGAGAAUAACGUCAACUUCGGACAUAAAACUAACCAUUCUAGCGACCUGGAUCCAAAUUGUAAUAUGUCUUCUAAUCAAAGCGUGAGUGGCACUAAAAGGAAGAGCCAUCUUCCCAUUCGUCAGACCGAGGCCCUGUCUCUCAAAAGACAAGUUGUUCUCUCUCCCUCACUAGGAUCUUCCUCAUUAUCGGGAUGUGGACCGGGGAGUACCACCGGAUUUGGAAAUUGUUCUUCAUCUUCCCAGAGAUUCCUUCUUCCAUCCGACAACCCGCAUCGCCUUCAGAUUGGAUCAGCCUGUCCUCCAAUUAUUCUGCCUGCAUGUGGUCCUAUUGGCCUAAACCCAGCUUCAUUAGCAGAAUCGGAUUGUGUGUGUUUCGAAUCCGGAAAGAAAUCGGUUUCGUUGGAAAACCAAGAAACUGGUGUUCAUUAUCAACACGGAGAUUCAUUUGGCUAUAAUUUAGACUCAGUAUCGAGUCCUUCAUCAAGUUUGUCUGGCCCUGUGUGUUCCGGACCCAGUAAGCCAUGCUCUAUGGGUCGAAUAAGGGCGGCUGUCACUACUUCACCUCAUCUUUGCCGAAUGCAAUCGAAGCCUGACGCCAGAGCGCUUGAGGAUCGACCUCACGCAAUCGAUUCACCUGCCAAAGGAGCCCAGCUAAUUCAUCUCGGGCGGGCUUCAUCCGGACCUUGUUGGAGCGAAUCCAGUCCAAGCGUUCUGUCAGAGCCGGCCGUCUCAACAAAGGGGCGUCAGAUUCCCACUUACUCGGUUUCAGGAGGACUGGAUGGUUGUGCUGUCUGCCUACAAGCACGAGAGGAGCUUUUAUCUGGCCUUAAUCUAACUACAGACUUAAGUAUGCCUUUAAAUGGCGGUACGAAAGCCACGUCGCCGCUUCUACUCCAAGUAGGUUCUGAAAUGUGA
Messenger RNA from Protopolystoma xenopodis, 1923 nucleotides. The record is from the annotation of a GenBank genome assembly. NCBI's taxonomy places the organism in Eukaryota, Metazoa, Platyhelminthes, Monogenea, Polystomatidea, Polystomatidae.